Menidia menidia (Atlantic silverside) is the source of this 4012-nucleotide messenger RNA. The record is from the annotation of a GenBank genome assembly. Lineage: Eukaryota; Metazoa; Chordata; Actinopteri; Atheriniformes; Atherinopsidae.
UUUACAAUUGCGUGACGUCACCACCGCCCCUCACAUCUUUGUCAGUGAACAAAAUGGCAACCUACUGUCUCACAGUUGCCCGGCUACAGUUGGCCCUGGGCCAUGGCGUGCGCCGGCUGCAUGUGUCAGCGGCCUACAGAGCCAAGGCCAAAGUGGCUAUGAGUCGCUUUGAGCCCACUUCCUUUGUUGGUUACGAGAAGCUCCAGUCCAAUGUUGACAUCGUGCGAAAAAGGCUCAACAGGCCCCUCACCCUGUCAGAAAAGAUUGUCUAUGGCCAUCUGGACGACCCCCACAACCAGGAUAUCGAUCGCGGCCGCACCUACCUGCGCCUGCGUCCCGACCGUGUGGCUAUGCAGGACGCCACAGCCCAGAUGGCAAUGUUGCAGUUCAUCAGCAGCGGCCUGCCGAGGGUGGCUGUGCCCUCCACUAUUCACUGUGAUCACCUGAUCGAGGCCCAGAUUGGAGGAGAAGAGGACUUAGCCAGAGCCAAGGAAGUGAACCAGGAGGUUUACAACUUCCUGUCCAGUGCUGGGGCUAAGUAUGGAGUUGGCUUCUGGAAACCUGGCUCUGGAAUCAUCCAUCAGAUCAUCUUGGAGAACUAUGCCUACCCAGGAGUGAUGCUCAUUGGCACAGACUCUCACACACCAAACGGUGGUGGGCUUGGUGCCAUCUGCAUCGGAGUUGGUGGAGCGGAUGCAGUUGACGUCAUGGCAGGAAUUCCCUGGGAGCUCAAGUGUCCCAAGGUGAUCGGUGUGAAGCUGACUGGCAGUCUGUCCGGCUGGACGUCCCCUAAGGAUGUCAUUUUGAAAGUGGCAGGCAUUCUGACAGUGAAGGGAGGAACUGGAGCCAUUGUAGAGUACCACGGCCCAGGAGUGGACUCCAUCUCCUGCACUGGAAUGGCCACCAUUUGCAACAUGGGAGCAGAGAUCGGAGCCACAACCUCCGUGUUUCCUUACAAUCACCGCAUGAGGACCUACCUGGAGAAAACUGGGCGUGGAGAGAUCGCAGUGCUGGCUGAUGAAUACAAAGACCUGCUGGUGCCAGACGAAGGCUGCGAGUAUGACCAAGUUAUUGAGCUCAAUCUGGACGAGCUGAAGCCCCACAUUAAUGGUCCUUUCACCCCUGACCUGGCUCACCCAGUGUCUGAAGUUGGUGCCGUGGCCGAAAAGAAUGGCUGGCCGCUGGAGGUCAAAGUUGGUUUGAUUGGCAGCUGUACCAACUCCAGCUACGAGGACAUGGGCCGCGCCGCCUCACUGGCCAAACAGGCUCUGGACAAAGGCCUGAAGUGCAAAGCUCAGUUCACCGUCACCCCCGGGUCGGAGCAGAUCCGCGCCACCAUCGAACGGGACGGCUACUCAAAUAUCCUCAGAGCUGUUGGAGGUGUGGUCCUCGCAAAUGCUUGUGGACCGUGCAUUGGCCAGUGGGACAGGCGCGAUGUGAAGAAGGGAGAGAAGAACACGAUCGUCACGUCCUUCAACAGGAACUUCACUGCCAGAAAUGACGCUAACCCCGCAACACAUGCCUUUGUUACAUCCCCCGAGAUUGUCACUGCCCUCGCCAUAGCCGGCUCGUUAAGCUUCAACCCUGAGAAGGAUUACCUCACAGCCUCCAACGGAGAGAAGUUCAAGCUGGAGCCUCCCAACGGAGAUGAGCUGCCAGCCAGGGACUUUGACCCAGGCCAGGACACCUACCAGCACCCGCCCCCCGAUGGCAUCAAACUCAAGGUGGACGUCAGUCCUCAAAGCAACCGCCUUCAGCUGCUGGAGCCCUUUGACCGGUGGAGCGGAAAUGACCUGGAAGACUUGCGGGUCCUCAUCAAGGUGAAGGGAAAAUGCACCACAGACCACAUCAGCGCCGCGGGCCCCUGGCUGAAGUUCCGCGGCCACCUGGACAACAUCUCCAACAACAUGCUGAUCGGCGCGGUCAACAGCGAGAAUGACGCCAUCAACAAGAUCAAGAACUAUCUCACAGGGGACUACGGCGGAGUCCCAGAUGUGGCACGCCACUACAAGGCCAACGGCAUUUCGUGGGUGGUGGUUGGAGAUGACAACUACGGUGAGGGCUCCAGCAGAGAGCACGCGGCUCUGGAGCCCAGACAUCUAGGUGGAAGAGCCAUCAUCGUCAAGAGCUUUGCCAGAAUCCACGAAACAAACCUGAAGAAGCAGGGUGUGCUACCCCUGACAUUCAGCCAACCAUCAGACUACGACAAGAUCCGCCCAGACGACAAGAUUUCCAUCAGAGGACUUCAAACAUUCAGUCCCGGAAAGCCUCUGACUGCAGUGGUGAAGCACAGUGACGGCAGCGAGGAGACGCUGGAGCUCAACCACAGCUUCAACGAGACACAGAUCGACUGGUUCAAGGCCGGCUCCGCCCUCAACAGGAUGAAGGAGCUGCAGCACUGAGCACAGGACGGGGCGAACGUGACGGGGCGGUGAGGGUCGCGGGGGAGAAGCUGGUUAGAGAUUGUUAACAGUCGUUUCAUCACCUGGGUUAGCUCGCCAGUUUGACUGAAGUAACGUGUCGGUAUACCUCUGGGAAUGAAGCGUAGAUCAAAGUAGGCUUACUUCCAAUUGCCGAGCUAAUGUCGGUGAUGGCACAACAGCACCUGGUCUGAGGUCCGAUUUUUGGGUAAAACUUGAUUCAUUAUCACGCCGUAUCUGUGAAAGUUCUGUCGCGCCGCCAUGUUUCAGUCCAGCGGUCACGGUCCAUCGUGGUGGAGACGCACACAAACAAGCAGAAUUUGACACUGACCUAAUGGUCACAUAGUACGCUGCCAGCUGGCACGCUUGGUUGUUAAAAAAUAAAAAAAUAAAAAAUUGUUUGUUCACCCAGCUGUUCAAACCUCUCAGAACAGAGGCCACUUCCCACAAGUCUGGCCUUGAUUUUUGUUGGUUUUUAAGGAUUACGUUGACCGCUGCAUGGCAUUAAAAACAGCUUCCAUAAGACACUCCUUCCCUUUUCCAUAUUGCCAUUUACAGAUAACUGCUGCCUUUAAAAAGAAAAUCUUUGGGUCCAUUUAGAGAAGCUGCAUUGGCAAAGAUCUAAAAAUAAACAUAGCUUCUGUUUCAUUCACUCACACCAAAGGUUAUGUUGCCCCCUGGUGGACACUGGGAGACCUGGUACCGUCAAAGAAUUGUUGAAAUAGUUCAGCCAGCUCAUUUGCGGGUUUAACUAUAUAUUAGAUUACUGUAUAUUUAACAGUCUGAAGCCAUUAGGGGUCACUUUUGUAUCCAUUUUCUGUAUUAAAGUCUGUUCUAUCUUUACACAGCGUCGGUGUUACAAUGGUGACAGACACAGUGGCACACAAAUACACAUGCUUUAACACUUAUGGAUACAUAAACUCAACCUCUUCUUCCCCGCUGCUUUCACGCCCACCAUUCUUAAAGGGACUCUCCUGAUCUGUCCUCACCUCCUUACAAGAUCAAGCACAUCAUCCAGUAUGUUUUCUUUCCUCUUAUUUAUUUAUAUUCUUGUUUCUGUUUUGUUUUCCGCGGCAGGGCGAAACCCUGCGUACAUUUCAGGCAAAGCUUUUUCACUUUCUCAGACACAGGGUAAGCUUCCAUCCUGAAUAAUGAAUGCCCGGUUUAUAGGGUAUUGUGCCACUUUUGUGUGAUUUUCGAACCCUAAAAAAAUCCAACAUUUUACACGAGAGGGUCUGUAUAUUAAUGUUAAGAGCAGAAGAAAAAUGGAAGUUGAUGUACACCUCUUGCUUUAUCGAAGCAACCAGGCCCUUUCAUAAGUAAACCCAUAUGUUGUGUCUGCUGGUAAUUGUCCGGUUGGUUAAAACUCCCUGCAAAUCGUACAAAGACUAAAACCAUCCGCUUCCUGUAAGACCACUCUAUGUAUAGAGUCUGGCUCUAUGUGCAUACAAGUGUUUGUUUUCUCCCAGAUGAUCUUUACUGUAUCAAGGAACUACCGAUGGGUUGUAAAAUAAUAAUAAAAGAAAUCACAAAUCUCAAUUCCUUUACACUUUGCUGUGGAUGUUCAUAAAGGAAAAAAAAAGUAAGUCACA